Anarrhichthys ocellatus (wolf-eel) is the source of this 5924-nucleotide messenger RNA. RefSeq names its product E3 ubiquitin-protein ligase HERC2-like. The record is from RefSeq and is a predicted model, not a curated record. NCBI's taxonomy places the organism in Eukaryota, Metazoa, Chordata, Actinopteri, Perciformes, Anarhichadidae. The annotation marks the transcript as partial. Gene Ontology annotation, molecular function: zinc ion binding; protein binding. The transcript has 37 exons.
UCUGUUGUCUUUGCAGAUCCGGAGCUCCUGGGUGUUGGUUCCCUGUUGAAGAAGUACAUCUCCCUGCUGUGCACUCACAUCGGAGACAUCCUCCCAGUGGCGACGAGUAUCGCCUCCACCGGCCGCCGCCACUUUGCUGAAGUCUCUCGCGUUAUUGAAGGAGAUCUAACUGGAGUGCUGCUGCCUGAGUUGGUGGUGUCCAUCGUCCUCCUCCUCACCAUCGAUGCCGGUUUGAUGCAGGAGACCGGGUCCAUCCCUCUCCUGGCCGGACUCCUGGAGCACCUGGACCGGUUCAACCACCUGGCCCCGGGACAUGAGAGGGACGAUAAUGAGGAUCUGGCUUGGCCCGGCAUCAUGGGAUGCUUCUUCACAGGACAAAGUUCCAAGAACAACGAGGAGGUUUCCCUUAUUCGCAAGGCCGACCUGGAGAACCACAACAAAGACGGCGGAUUCUGGACCGUCAUCGACGGAAAGGUGUACGACAUCAAGGACUUCCAGGCUCAGUCCCAGUCGCUGGCAGGAAACAGCAUCCUCGCCCAGUUUGCAGGAGAGGACCCGGUGGUCGCUCUGGAAGCCGCUCUGCAGUUUGAGGACACCAGGGAGUCGAUGCAGGCCUUCUGCGUGGGCCAGUACAUGGAGCCGAACCAGGAGACGGUCACCACUCCGGACCUGAGCAGCCUCUCGUCCCCGCUCAUCGACACGGAGAGGAACUUGGGGCUGCUGCUGGGCCUCCACGCCUCCUACCUCGCCAAGAGCACCCCGCUGUCCCCCAUGGAGAUCGAAUGUGCCAAAUGGCUCCAGUCGUCUAUUUUCUCUGGCGGCCUGCAGACCAGUCAGAUCCACUACAACUACAACGAAGAGAAGGACGAAGACCACUGCAGCUCUCUGGGUAGCACCACCCCGGAAAAGGCCAAACUCUACUCCCGGAGAAUAACCCUCAGCGACCACGCACAGCCUUUCCUGCAGGCUAUUGCUGACAACAACACUCAGGACCACACUGUGAAGGACUUCCUGUGCCAAAUCGAGCGCUGCUGUAAGCAGUACCAUCUCAUCACGCCCAUCACCUUCCCCCCCGAACACCCUGUGGAGGAAGUCGGCCGCCUGCUGCUCUGCUGCCUGCUCAAACAUCAGGACCUCGGCCACAUUGCCCUCUCACUUGUCAGUCAGUGUGCCUUAGGUGUGGACCAAGGGAAGCAGAGGUCCCUCCCUAAAUCUGUGAUUGACGUGUGCCGCAUGGUCUACCAGGCCAAGUGUUCUUUAAUCAAGACUCAUCAGGAACAAGGUCGCUCCUACAAGGAGGUGUGUGCCCCCGUCAUCGAGCGUCUGCGCUUCCUGUUCAACGAGCUGCGUCCGGCGGUGAGCAACGACCUCUCCAUCGUGUCCAAACUGAAGCUGCUGAGCUCUCAGCCCCGCUGGAGGAGGAUCACCCAGAAACUCAUCCGGGACCGCAGGAAAAAAAGAGUGCCUAAGAAGUCCGAGUCUGCUGACAUAGAAGAGCCAAAGCUGGAGAAUGAAGGGACCGAUGGGGAGGAGCUUAAUGUCCACAUCAGCCCCACGCCUGCUGACAGGAAGUCACCCACCAGCAAGACAUCCAAGGACAAAUGGCAUCCGCUUCUCAACACGGUGGCCAAAGUCCAGAAGUACCGCUGGCUGAAGCACAGCGUUCACGGGGUCUUCUCUCAGUCCAGCCUCAUGGUCACCAUCGUGGAGUUCGCUCUGAAGGAGGAGCCGCUGGACGUGGAGAAGAUGAGGAAGUGUCUCCUCAAACAGCUGGAGAGAGCCGAGGUGAGACUGGAGGGAAUCGACACCAUGCUGAAGUUGGCCUCUAAAAGCUUCCUGCUGCCGUCCGUGCAGUACGCGAUGCUCUGUGGCUGGCAGAGGGUCGUACCAGAAGGAACCAACAUCGGUUUCCAGAUCCUGGCGCUUCGUCUCCUUCAGGCCGUCCUGCCCUCGUGGGACAAGACGGAGUGCUCUCAGGACAUGAAGUUCCUGGUGGAGAAGUUGUUCAACUUCCUGGGAAUCCUCCUCAGCACCUGCUCCUCAGACCUGCCGCUACUCAGAGAGGGUUCCCUGCGAAGGAGGAAGUCCCGCCCCCAGGCGUCUCUCACAGCCACUCACAGCAGCACGCUGGCGGAGGAGAUCGUUUCUGUGCUGCGUACUCUGCACGCUCUCAACCAAUGGAACAGCAUGAUCAACAAUUACAUCAACACUCAGCUCAGCUCCAUCGGAGACGUGAUGGCAGGCUGCCAGUCUGAAGCAUGCUUCCUGGAGGAGUAUUUCCCUGACUCUGACGCUCCUCGAGUGGGCAGUCUGAUGGCGGUGAUGGCGGUCAUUGGAGGAAUCGAUGGGCGCCUCAGACUCGGAGGCCAAGUCGUCCACGAGGAAUACGGAGAGGGAACCGUCACUCGCAUCACCCCGAAAGGACGAAUCACCGUCCAGUUUCACGAGAUGAGGACCAGCAGGGUUUGCUUGCUCGGUCAUCUCAAACCGCUGCCCGCCGUGUCCUUCAGCGUGCAGAACCUUCCCUUCUCUGAGCCCAUGCUGGUGGUCUGGGCUCAGCUGGUCAGUCUGGCUGGAAGCAAACUGGAGAAACAACGCAUGAAGAAGUCCGUCAGUCGAGGGCUCACAGCCGACCAGGUGGACGUCCACCUGCUGCGCUGCCAGCAGCUGAGGCUGUACAUUCUGAAGGCAGGACGGGCUCUGCUCUCUCACCAGGACAAACUCAGACAGAUCCUCUCACAAGCAGCCGUUCUGGACAUCGGACCCAACCCCAGCGAGGACCCGGUGGUGUCCUCUCCUGAUGUGGGAGACCUGUCCCCUGAGGGUCCUCUGCCUCCACUGAUCCUGCUGCAGCAGCUGCUGUCUGCUGCCACCCAGCCCUCACCCAUCAAAGCCAUCUUUGACAAGCAGGAGAUGGAGGCUGCAGCUCUGGCAGUGUGUCAGUACCUCGCUGUGGAAUCCGCCCACCCGUCCUCGCCACUGUUUGAGGAGAGCAGCUCCAGCGAGGCCACCACGCCCGUCACCGUGCAACACGUCCGACCCCCCAAACAGAAGAAGCAGAAGACCUCCCCCGUGCCUCCCUUACCCAUCGUCCUCCAGCUCAUGGACAUGGGGUUCCCGCGGAAAAACGUCGAGUUUGCCUUGAAGUCGCUGUCUGGAACGACGGGCAGCGCCUCUGGUGUCCCAGGUGUGGAGGCUCUGGUGGGCUGGCUGCUGGACCAUCCAGACAUUCAGGUCACCGAGGUGUCGGACGCCGACACCGUGUCCGAUGAAUACUCUGAUGAGGAGGUGCUGGAGGAGCUGGAGGAGGCCGAGCCCACGUUCCCCGUGCCUCCAGGUGCGGUGGUGACUGAGAGCCAGACAUUCAAGAAGAGAUCGGAUUUCCAAAGCAACGACGACUACGCUGUGUACGUGAGAGAGAACAUCCAGGUGGGCAUGAUGGUGAAGUGCUGCAGAACGUACGAGGAAGUGUUCGACGGAGACGUCGGGAAAGUGAUCAAGCUGGACCGGGACGGGCUUCACGACUUAAACGUGCAGUGUGACUGGCAGCAGAAAGGAGGAACCUACUGGGUCCGGUACAUCCACAUCGAGCUGCUCGGAUUCCCACCUCAAAGUUCCCCCUCUCAUAUAAAGAUCGGUGACAAAGUGAGAGUGAAGCCCUCCGUCACCACACCCAAGUACAAAUGGGGCUCCGUCACUCACAGGAGUGUCGGGGUGGUGAAAGCUUUCAGUGCCAAUGGGAAGGAUGUGAUCGUGGACUUCCCUCAGCAGUCCCACUGGACCGGCCUGCUGUCUGAGAUGGAGCUGGUGCCCAGUGUUCACCCUGGAGUGAGGUGUGACGGCUGUCAGAUGUUCCCCAUAAACGGCCCCAGAUUCAAAUGCAGGAACUGCGACGACUUCGACUUCUGUGACAACUGCUUCAAGACCCGCAAACACAACACCAGACACUCCUUCGGCAGAAUCAACGAGCCGGGCCAGUCUCCAGCGUUCUCCGGCCGCUCAGGAAAGCAGCUGAAGAAGCACCAGAGCAGCCAGCGCGGGAUGCUGAUCGACGAUUGGUCGCGAGCCGUCAAGAGCCUCAGCGUGUCGUCCUCCGUGAACCAGGCGGCGCGCCUCAUCGACUGCAGCGAUCAGUGCUGGCAGUCCUCCGGCUCGCAGGGAAAGCACUGGGUCCGUCUGGAGCUCUUCCCAGACGUCCUGGUGCACAGGCUGAAGAUGGUGGUGGAUCCGGCAGACAGCAGCUACAUGCCCUCACUGGUGGUGGUGUCAGGUGGAAGCUCUUUGAACAACUUGAUCGAGCUGAAGACGAUUAACAUCAAUCCCACCGACACCACCAUCCUUCUCCUCAGUGACUGCACCGAGUAUCACAGAUACCUCGAGGUCUCCAUCAAGCAGUGCCGCAGCUCCGGUAUCGACUGUAAGAUUCACGGGCUCGGCAUCGUUGGACGCAUCCGAGCGGAGGACGAAGACCUGGCCACCGUCCCCUUCCUGGCAUCUGACAAUGAGGAAGAGGAGGAUGACAAAACCACCACUGGGAGUCUCGCUCGGAAGAAGUCUUCAGGUUUGGAGUCUUCUGCGACCAUCAGGACCAAAGUGUUUGUGUGGGGCCUGAACGACAAGGACCAGCUGGGAGGACUCAAGGGCUCUAAGAUCAAGGUUCCGUCCUUCUCUGAAACGCUCUCUGCUCUCAAUGUGGUGCAAGUAGCCGGCGGUUCAAAAAGCCUCUUUGCAGUGACGGUGGAGGGGAAGAUCUACGCGUGUGGAGAGGCCACUAACGGCCGGUUGGGUCUGGGUCUGUCCAGCGGGACCAUCCCCAUCCCCCGACAGAUCACCGCGCUCAGUAACUACGUGGUGAAGAAGGUCGCCGUGCACUCCGGGGGCCGCCACGCCAUGGCGCUGACCGUGGACGGGAAGGUGUUCUCCUGGGGAGAGGGAGAUGACGGCAAGCUGGGACACUUCAGCAGAAUGAACUGUGACAAACCUCGGCUGAUCGAGGCGCUGAAGACGAAGCGCAUCAGAGACAUCGCCUGUGGGAGUUCUCACAGCGCCGCCAUCACCUCCAGCGGGGAGCUGUACAGCUGGGGUUUAGGGGAAUACGGCCGCCUCGGACACGGAGACAACACCACGCAGCUGAGGCCCAAACUGGUGAAAGUGCUUCUGGGACAUCGUGUGAUCCAGGUGGCUUGUGGGAGCCGAGACGCCCAAACUCUGGCCCUGACUGAUGAAGGGUUGGUGUUCUCCUGGGGCGAUGGUGAUUUUGGGAAGCUGGGUCGCGGAGGCAGCGAAGGCUGCAACAUCCCCCAGAACAUCGAGAGGCUGAACGGGCAGGCCGUCUGCCAGAUAGAGUGUGGAGCUCAGUUCUCUUUGGCCCUGACUAAAUCCGGAGUGGUGUGGACCUGGGGCAAAGGCGACUACUUCCGACUCGGUCACGGCACCGACGUCCACGUGCGGAAGCCCCAGAUGGUGGAGGGGCUGAGGGGGAAGAAGAUCGUCCAUGUUGCUGUUGGAGCGCUGCACUGUUUGGCUGUUACAGAAACAGGACAGGUGUUUGCGUGGGGGGACAAUGACCACGGGCAGCAGGGGAACGGCACCACCACUGUCAACAGGAAGCCCACGCUGGUUCAGGGUCUGGAGGGACAGAAGAUCACUCGGGUGGCCUGUGGCUCCUCCCACAGCGUGGCCUGGACCACCGUGGACGUGACCACGCCCUCGGUUCACGAGCCGGUGCUGUUCCAGACGGCCAGGGACUCCCUCGGAGCCUCGUACUUAGGUAAUCCUCUUUUUUCCUCACAGCCCAUUACCACUGAUCAGCUCUCCGGUCUCUGGUUUUGGUUGUGAUGGUUGUUUCUGUAGCAGCUCUGUUCAAACGUUCCUCACGAAGGAACAGCUGUUCUGUUGUUGUCGGACCAGGAACUCUAUUUCAG